AUGGUGAUGACAACACUUACAAUUCAGGACGUUUUAUCUUUCGGAUGUUAUAAAUCAAGUAGCAAAAAAGUGGAUAGAGAUGCUGUUUUACCGUUUAUUAUAUUACCACUUUUAUUAUUAGUAGCUACCUUAUCCCGAACUAUCACAAUAAUAGUUAUGAUAUUUAUUGGUAUGGGAGCUUUAUAUGUUCACUCAAGACCUCGUCAGAAAAACAGGUCACCAUUUUUUUUCUCCUGGACUUUGUCUUCAGGAGUUUGGAUGUUUCUUAUAUUUGAGAUUGCAGUACUAAGGUUGCUAGAAAUAACUCAAUUGGAGAACUUUGCUUUCCUCUUACUGUUAAUAUGCACAUGUUAUUUCUUUUAUAAAAUGAAAGCAAUUGCUGAUUUUGAACUGGCUACAGGUUCAUCUAAGGGAAAAGAAUACAGCCCAGUAUUAACAUCUGAUUCACAAUACUGUCAGAUAUGUCAAAUUGAAGUAAAUGAUAGAUUUUUCCACUCAAUAUGGUGGAACUGUUGUGUACUAAGGCAAAAUUAUUUAUACUUCUUAACGGGACAAAUUUUAGCUUUUGCAACAAUUCUGUUUGUAACCAAUCUGGGUCUUACAACAGUUUGCCAACCAUUCUUACUUUAUGGUGUUAUUUUGUUGCCUGAGAAUUGCGAAGACGUCUACUUUGAAUUCCAGCUUGCCAUAUCAUUCGUAUCUUGUGCCUAUGGAUUAGGAUACUUAUGUAUCAUUACACUAGUAUUGAUACGACAGAUAUUAGUAUUUAUUCCAAAAUUUAUUGCACCACGGUGGAGAAAAUUAGUGAAUGUUGAUGUGUGA
Parnassius mnemosyne (clouded apollo) is the source of this 822-nucleotide messenger RNA. NCBI's taxonomy places the organism in Eukaryota, Metazoa, Arthropoda, Insecta, Lepidoptera, Papilionidae. The record is from the annotation of a GenBank genome assembly.